Messenger RNA from Cladophialophora immunda, 1140 nucleotides. RefSeq lists its product as uncharacterized. Bases 1 to 963 code for a protein of 320 amino acids. The record is from RefSeq and is a predicted model, not a curated record. Gene Ontology annotation, molecular function: oxidoreductase activity. The transcript has 7 exons. NCBI's taxonomy places the organism in Eukaryota, Fungi, Ascomycota, Eurotiomycetes, Chaetothyriales, Herpotrichiellaceae.
AUGGCGGGCGGAUUCGACCUUCUCUCUCCUCAGGAGGUCUGUGGCAGUCCAUCUCCGAAGGAGUGUGUCCCAGGGUUUUCCACGGGCCCGCCGCCCGCGCUAUUUCAUGUUCCUGUGUUGGACCUCUACGACGACGAGAAGCCGUUCGUGCUGCUGUACGAUGUCGAGGACCACGACGAGGACCGGCGGAUGACGAACUUGGUGUUUGAGCCGGUGGAGAAGGAGGUCAAGGACAUCCGGGACUCGGAUAGGGCGUUUACGUUGAAUGAGAACGGGUUCACGAUUGUGAGGCAGCGGAGCGAGUUGGAGGGGUUCACCGAGAGGGAGGUGGUGGAAGACAGGUGUCUACCCGAGAUGGAGAGGAUGUUGAGGGAGGUGGUUGAAGAUUUCGAGAGAGUGGUUUGGUUUGAUUGGCGGGCGAUGCGCAGCCGCCGUCCAAAUCCGCGGCUGGCGGCCACGGCGACGAGGAAGACGAAGGGCUUCUUUGAUCUCAACGACUACACCGAACCGCUUCUGCCCGCGACAUACUGUCAUAUCGACCAAAGUCCAUCAGCGGUGUUGUCGCGAGUUCAGUUACAGUUGAGCGACGAGGCCGAAGAGCUCUUGCAGCGCAGGGUGCGCAUCAUCAACGCGUGGCGCCCCCACGGCAAUGUCGUCGAAGACUACCCUCUGGCCCUCUGCGACGCCGGCACCGCCUCGCCCGCCGAUUUCCUGGAAGCGGACAACGUCCGGCGGCAUUACACGGGGGCAACGCGGUACGGGAUGGACGGCAGGACCCAUCAGUGGUACUAUCUCAGCCAGCAUAGUCCCGAGGAGGUGCUGUUGUUCAAGACCUUGGACUCCGGCGAGUCCGUGGCGGCGAGAUUUUGUCCUCAUGCGGAGAUCAAAAUCCCCGGCGUGUCUCCUGGUGUGCCGUCCCGAAAACGCAUCGAGCUUCGAGCCUUGGUAUUUUCGGCGCACUGAUGAGGACUGGUAUGGAUGAAGUAUAUCAAGACAAAAAAAUGGAUUCGUUUGCCCGCAAAACGGAGUCUCGUUGCAGCCUGUGUGAGACGGAUUUGUGUAAGGAAAAUGCAAGGCGGGGCGAUAAGAAGAGAGAGAGAGUAUCAAGAGUGUUUGGGUAUUCCUUGACAUCGAAGUCGC